AUGGCACUUUUAGGGACUCAACUAGUUUUAACUUUGAUUAUGGUCAGUUUUAUUCAAAAACUAGGACAUCAUCUAUCAUUAGGGAAAUGGUUAUUAUGUUCCACUGGUUUAAUUCAUUACUUGCAUCCUACGAAUGAAGAACUUAGAAGUCUUGCUGGAAUUCAAAAAAAUAACAAAAAUAAUAAAAAGAACAGAUAUGGAAAAGAUAACGAGCAGCAAGUUUUAGAUACUUUUCAUGUUCCGAGAGACCUUGAUAUUCAGCUUAAAAAAUCAAAAGUUGUGCCUUUGGAUGUGAUGCAUCUAAGAUUUUAUUCUGAAUACCAAUGGUUAAUCGAUUUUUCCGUUUAUGCUGUCGUCAUUUACACUCUUACUGAAACUUAUCAACUUAUUUUUCAAGCGCAAGAUGAAGUUAAUCUCUCUAUGUUGUGGUGUUUUCUAGUAGUUGGCUUUGCAAUGAAAGUUUUACUUUCUUUGACUGGACAAUAUUUUCAAAGUGAAGAUUCUGGAGAAAGAUCUACAGUUAUAGUGACAGGUUUUGUGUAUUUCGUAUUGGCAAUGAUAAUUUUAAUAAUUGAUGAAAAUAGUUUAGAACUAGGGUUAGAAACUGCUUACAAAGUAUUUAAUAAAAAUGCCAUAGCAUUUUUGGAAAGGCAGGGCAUUGACUCUUCGGGUCCUGCGUCUAAAAUUGUAUUAAAAUUUUUUUUGGCUCUUUGGUGUGGUAUAAUUGGAGCACUUUUUACAUUUCCUGGUUUAAGGAUGGCCCGAAUGCAUUGGGAUGCCUUAAACUAUUGCACUGAUAAAAAGGCUCUAAAAAUUCUUUUAAAUGUUAAUUUUGCCAUGCCUUUUUUUAUUACAAUUCUUUGGAUAAAGCCUAUAUCUCGGGACUAUCUUACAAAUAGAAUUUUUCAUGGAAUGUCACACCCACUAAUGUCUUCGACAAGUUUUGAAAGUUUACGACUUGUUAUCGUUUUAUUAGCUGUCACUCUUCAUUUUUGCUUUAUGCCACUUUAUUUACAAUGCUACUUAAAUAUGGCAAACAGUCGAAUUGAAAGAAUUAAAAAAGAAGCUGGUAGAAUAACAAAUACUGAUCUCCAGAAACGUAUUGCUGCAGUAUUUUAUUAUUUGUGUGUUGUCGCAUUACAAUACACAGCACCAAUUCUUAUUUGUCUUUUUCUAACUUUUAUGUACAAAACUUUAGGUGGAUUCACAUGGACGGGAGACAUUUUAAAAAGUGAAUAUGAGUGUCCAUCUGAUACAUAUAAAAGUGCCAAAGAAAAUAAAUUUUUGUAUGAUAAUUUUAGUAUAAAAGCAUCAGCUCAUCAAUUUACAUUAGCAUUAGAAUCUCUUAAACAGGUUUUCACAGUCGAAGUUUUCAGAGGUUUGUUCGGUCUAACAACUUGGUGGACUUAUUUUGCUUGGUUUGCUACCACUUCAGUAGGCAUGGUUUACCAAUCAUAUUUUACUCACAUUUGA
Molecule: messenger RNA, 1473 nt
Organism: Pediculus humanus corporis (human body louse)
Lineage: Eukaryota; Metazoa; Arthropoda; Insecta; Psocodea; Pediculidae
Exons: 10
Coding region: 1-1473 (490 amino acids)
Source: RefSeq, a predicted model, not a curated record